UCAACAUCGAAAUAUAUAGCGUCACGUGGUCCGUCAAACAAAAGAAAUUGAUGCAAGUUAUCAGGUCGAUAAUUCGAUAAGUUGGCUAUAAAAGUCUAAUACUGUAUUUUAAAAAUGCCAGUUCUUUUGAAAAAGUGAUGGUAAAAGAGUGCGUUAUUUUCGCAUUUAAGAGUGCGUAAAAAGUGAGAAUAAAAUUUGUUGGAAUGAAAUAUUUAUUAUUACUAGUCAUUGCCGUUUUGGCAAUGACGAGGAACGCUGUUGCCGAAAUACACGAAAUUCCAACAAAAUGUCCAGAAUCUUCGGGCAAAACCGUACAGCUCGCUCACGAACACGAUUGUACCAAGUUUUACGAGUGUUCCAACGGGCGGAAACAACUCUGGAAUUGCCCAGAAUUUGCCCCGGGACAGAAGCUACAUUUCGACCCUGAACUUCAAAAUUGUACUUUCCCAUGGGAGGCAAAUUGCGCGUCAAGAGCACCGGAUUGUUCAAGGGAAGAAUUUAUACAACCUCAUCCCUCCAACUGCAGAUUAUAUUACAAAUGCGAGAACGGGGAAAAAGUCUUAAAAAUGUGUGACGAGGGACAGCUGUUUAAUUUUGACUCUUUAGAAUGCGUAGAGAAAAAUGCCACCAAGUGUAAAGUUUAUGAUUCAUGUCCAACGGGUAAAUUGUUGGAGACUGUACUUCUGCCGCACGAAUGUAAUUACAAAUACAAAUCUCUGUAUUACGAAUGUGUCGAUGGGCAAUACGUUGAAAGAGAUUGCGCGUCGGGUCAAGUGUUCAAUAAUAGACGCAGACAAUGCGUGUCUGACGUCUAUUGUCCUGAAAAGGGUACUAAAUAUAUUCCUGACAAGACGGAUUGCACUUUGUAUUACGAAUGUGUGAAUGGUGUUAAAACACAGAAAACGUGCGAAGAUGGAUUAUCUUUCAACGAAAUGAAAGGUAUGUGUACUUGGCCACCGAGUAGCGAAUGUUCUUUGAACUUGUUCAAACAAGCCGAGCUGGCUACAUCUUUUCUGCCUGACGCAACCAAGGAAAAUAUCAUGCUGAAAUGUCCAGCGAAUGGAAAUGCGUUCGUGCCUCACGAACGCUCUUGCACCAAAUAUUACGCUUGCAUGAACGGACGUCAGUUUAUUGAAAAUUGUCCGGAUGGUAUGAUAUACGACUAUAUUAGAAAAGUUUGCGAUGCUCCGUAUGCUGCCGUAUGUAAAAAUGAAAUGACCCAUUAUGAGGUUCGUUUGCGAGGUAUAGAUUCAAAUUGUCAUUAUUCGAAUGAUUGUCCAACAUAUGGUAGUAAACGCCUUAAACAUGAAAAAGAUUGCAGGUUGUAUUACGAUUGUAAAAAUGGCUACAAAUGUCUUCGGUCGUGUUUUAAAGAAUACGUCUUCAAUCCAUUAAUCGAAUCGUGUGAUAUACCAAAGAAUAACCCUAAUUGCUUUACUUCAGGUGGCUCUGACCCGCCAGAAAACGAGUGUAAUUGUGGUUGUAAGAAUUGGAUUCGUCGUUUCCCUAAUCCCAAAAAUUGUUCUCUAUAUUAUGAGUGUGAAAAUGGUAAGAAAGUGUCGAAGGAAUGCGCUGCGAAUCUUCAAUACAAUCGUGAUAGUCAGAGUUGUACCUAUCCAAAAGAUGCAAAAUGCACCGUGUCCGGUUGCGAAGAAGGAAAGUUUUAUCAUCAUGACUAUGAAUGCAAUAAAUAUUACGUAUGUCGCCACGGUGAGAAAGAACCGCAGUACUGUCCAUCUGGGCAAAAAUUCGAUUGGAUAGAUUUGGAAUGCAAGCCAUCAGGCAGGGUUCGCUGUUAUCCCGAAGGGAUUGUGGAUGGCUGCGAAGGCAAAUGUUCGUCAACAGAUACCACGUUGCCCCACGAAGAUUGCCGCAAGUACUGUAAAUGCGAAAAUGGAAACCCCAAGGUUGAAAUUUGUCCUAACAAACAAUUUUACGAUCGGGAAACACAGAAGUGCGAGUGGCCAGAAAAUCUGCGUAACGUGUCGUGCGAACCUUUCCCGUGCUGGCUUAAUUCUACGGGAAUCAAUAUUCCUCAUAAAUGCCACUGUGACAAAUACUACAGAUGCAGAAACGGAAUGAAAUAUCUUGUAUUCUGCAAGGACGGAAAAUACUUUGACUAUGAACAAGAAAGAUGCGUUGAUAGUGCAGAAGCUCAUUGCUACGCGAAUAGCCCGAUUUUGGGGAAUGCGCCGAAAUCAAUUUGACUCGCAACAACAACUUCGUUCACGAAGAUUGCACAAAAUACUGUAGGUGAGAGGGUACGAACGUGAUUCUCGGGCAAAGACUUGCCAAAGAUCUGUAUUACGAUAAAAUAUUUAGAGAAUGUACUUGACCUGAAUAUGUAAAUUUACUGUCGGACUGUAUAUCGUUUGAUUGUAUCAGUAAUGCUGAUAGUAUAAUGCUUCAUGAAUGUGAAUGUACAGUUUACUAUAAAUGUGAAAAAGGAUCAAAAUAUCGUGAGUAACGCAACGAUGGAUUUUGCUCUGAUUAUGUAUUCGGAAAGUGCGCGAAUAAGGAUCCUCGUUGUUAUCAUAAAUAUUCGAACGCGACCGAUCAACAUGUAGGACAUUGCCCGAAAUAGAAUUUUUACAAUACUGCGUAUUGUUCAGUGGUUCAAAACAUUAAUUUGAUUUAUAUAUUCGGCCAUUCUUAUUACUAUCUAUCUCCUUAUCAUUAUUGAUAUUAUUCAUUGUUAUUAUCGCUCUUUUAUUUUGUAAACUGAUUUCUAAAAUAAUCGAUUUCCAAAGACAUUAGCAUACAACAGUACAUAACUAAUAUAAACCGAAAAUAUCACGUGAAAUAUGAAAGAUCUGAUCGUAGAAAAUAAAAUGGAAAUAAAAGUUGUGUCAUAUCGCAUUGUAUUCUGUGAAUUUCACAAUUUCCGCAAUGACGAAACAUUCCCAGCUGUCGAUAGUUUAGAAUUGAAUAUCGAAAUUUAUCUUAUCGACGGAAUAUAUUUUCUUUACUCACAAGUAAAAUUUAUUCACAAAAGAUAAUCCUUUUGUAUUUCACUGACAUAUAAAUGCACAAGUAAUAUCGCGAUAUCAAAUCUUUUCACGAAUCGUAAGUUUUAAACACGAUCUAAUAAUUUCGAUUUUGUCGAUAUAUUAACGGCGACGUUGACAUUUUAUGUCAAAUCAUUUGUAAAAUAUUAAAACUAUAGACAUAUUUUCGCUUCAUUCCGUUAACCUAAUAUAGAGAUUGUAUUACAAAUAUAAACUGCUCAAGUUAGCGAUGUCGAUAUUCAUAGAUACGGCUAUCGGUUUGAUUGAAAGGAACCAAUUUGAAAAUAUCGACCGAAAUAAAAUAAUUUUUAUUGUAAUCUUUUUGAUUGAUUGAUUCAAUUGAAUUGAAUCGAAGAAGCUAAUUUUAAAAUACCGAAGUUCCGUCGAAUUUCGUCAACGAUGCCUGAAAUAAGGAACAAAUAUUCCUAGAUCUUGUGCAAUAGCAGGUAGUACCUGUUUAGCUUUAAAUCUCUCGUUGUUCCUCUAUUAUUUAAAAAAUAUUUUCUUCCAACGAAAGUUAUGUACGUUACAUUUUAGCGAAACACUCGUUGGUAUUUAGUUUCUUAAUGAAAAUUAAAAAUUAAUUAAUGUGUGUCAAAGGUAUAAAUAAGGGGUGUGACAAGAACAACGUUUUAUCGCGACGUAUGUACACUUUAGCGUAGAGAGAAUUUCCACGAAAAACGAUAUCAAAAUUAUUUUGAAUUCUUAUCUUUACGAAUAGUUUCACUUGGGAGUUCUCGUUAUCUACAGGAAUUUAUCAUAAAUC
This is a messenger RNA of Bombus pyrosoma, 3774 nucleotides long. Its product is annotated as balbiani ring protein 3-like. The record is from RefSeq and is a predicted model, not a curated record. Gene Ontology annotation, molecular function: chitin binding. Gene Ontology annotation, cellular component: extracellular region. The coding region runs from base 204 to 2207 and encodes 667 amino acids. NCBI's taxonomy places the organism in Eukaryota, Metazoa, Arthropoda, Insecta, Hymenoptera, Apidae. The transcript has 3 exons.